Molecule: messenger RNA, 663 nt
Organism: Aspergillus luchuensis
Lineage: Eukaryota; Fungi; Ascomycota; Eurotiomycetes; Eurotiales; Aspergillaceae
Product: glycosyltransferase family 69 protein
Exons: 3
Coding region: 1-663 (220 amino acids)
Source: RefSeq, a predicted model, not a curated record
AUGGUUCUGAUCCGAAUCCAAGUGGAUGAUGUUAUCCGGUUACUUGAUACAAAUGACGGUGUCUACGCCGCCGCUUGCUCGCUGGACUUUUCCAAACCGCCGCUCUAUUAUGACACAUUUGCCUUGCGCGAUUCGAACGGCGACGAGCAUGUAAUGCAGAAGUGGCCAUACUUCCGGUCUGCAGCAUCACGCAAUGCACUGCUUGCCCUGUCUCCUGUGCCUGUCAAGAGUUGCUGGAACGGAAUGGUUGCUAUGCCUAUAGAGCCUUUUGUUUCCACUCCUCCGCUACGGUUUCGCGCUAUCUCCGAUUCUCUGGCGCUUUCACAUCUCGAGGGUUCUGAAUGCUGCUUGAUUCAUGCGGAUAACCCUCUCUCCAAGCAAGACGGGGUUUACUUGAACCCUAACGUUCGUGUCGGCUAUAACGCUGCCGCCUAUGAAGCUGUUCACCCUACAGGGGCCUGGUUAUCGCUGCAACAUGUGACAUUAGCUCUUUGGGAGAACCGACUCCGACGCUGGUUUACAACACCAUUCUUCAAAAAGCUGGUUGUCCGCAAGAGGAUUGCUGGAUGGCAUGAUGACCAUCUUGAUGAGCAAGAACCUGGUGACUUCUGUUUGAUCAAUGAGAUGCAGGUGCUUGUCUCUAAUGGUUGGGCACACGUCUGA